CCGAAGCUUGGCUCCGAUUGUUCACCUGUUGUUCGUCAUUUGCAGUUGUUUGAUAACAAGUUCUAUAGGUUUUUUCUUUUCAGUGUAAGAAUACUAUUCGUUGCAUCAAUUUCCAUUUACAGUGUACGAAGCGCAUCAAUAACACGAUAUGGACAGUUUCACCAGUUUGUUUGAAAACAUUGCAGUGCUAACUUUUUUGUUGUAUUAGAUUCACAGUGAACAACAAAAUGAAUAUUCCCCAAAUAAACAAGGACCGUAACGAUUGCGAAGUGGAAAGUUUCAUUAAAGUCGAAGAAACAAGCUUAAUUGAACCGAUCGAUCAACCGGAUAACAGCAACCCGUACCCUUCGAUUGAUGAGAACAAGCUCUGUGGCAUACAGCUGAAAGCUAAUAAUAUUAAACGGCACUCGCGUACGCACUUCAGCAAGAAAUUUGUCGACUGUAAUAAAUGUGGAAAAAAGUUUCCCUAUCGGAGUUCACUUAUUCAGCACAAGCUCACUCAUUCGGAUGAUGAUGGUUCUUUCUGCUGCGAGAUCUGCAACAAAAGGUUCAAGGAAGAGGAGGUUUUGACGCAGCACCUAAAAAAGCACGAGAGAAAUUAUAAAUGUAAUGUCUGCGAAAAAGGUUUCCUUUAUCCAUGUCUACUGAAGCAGCAUGCGCUGAUUCACUCUGAUGAUCCGGCCGUACAAAAAUUCAAAUGUGAGAUUUGUGCGAAAGCGUUCACGAAUCAGUUCAAUCUGAACGUGCAUCUGGAGGGGCACAAAAAACUUUUCGCCUGUGAUGAGUGCCCAAAAACAUUCGUUUACUAUAAAUCGCUGCUCGAUCACAAGCCCGUACAUUCCGACAAACAAGCUAACAAAUGUGAAAUUUGUGGGAAAAGUUACCCGGAGAGCUACCUCAAGGCUCAUAUGAGAGUGCAUGCUGGCAAUCAGCGCUACAAAUGCGAAGUAUGUGGAAAAAUUCUUUCGUCCACGAACACCCUCGCAAUUCACACGCAAAUUCAUCGCGGCGAAACACCUUACAAGUGCGAGAUUUGCGGCAAAAGUUGCUCUAGUAACUCUUGCUUGAAGAUACAUCUACGAUCGCAUACUACGGAGGAUCCAUUCGGUUGCGACAUUUGUGGUGCACGAUUUGCAGCGAAAUGCAGCCUGAAGUAUCACAUGGCAGUGCACAAAAAUAGUCGACCCCACCAGUGUGACAUCUGCGGGAAAGGAUUUAUUACCGGCUCGAAAUUGUCGGUGCACUCUCGCACGCAUACUGACGAACGGUUCUAUAAAUGCUGCAACUGUGACCAGUCCUACAGAACGGCAAGGUCCUUGAAAAAUCAUUUGAUGAAUGCCCACAGUAGUGGGAAAAAUAAAGCUGUAACGAAAAGUAGUAGUGAAUGAAUAAAAUCAAUUUUCUAGUUA
Molecule: messenger RNA, 1409 nt
Organism: Wyeomyia smithii (pitcher-plant mosquito)
Lineage: Eukaryota; Metazoa; Arthropoda; Insecta; Diptera; Culicidae
Product: zinc finger protein 239-like
Exons: 2
Coding region: 228-1388 (386 amino acids)
Cellular component (GO): nucleus
Source: RefSeq, a predicted model, not a curated record